AUGUUGUUGGUGCUCAACCCAUUCGCCACACCAACAAUCUAUGUACAAGUCCACAACAGACCCUCUCAAGACUUGGCCACCACUCAUUUCAACGGUAACCUCAAUCGCAAUUCCUGCGCCAGCAGUUACGCUGUUCCUUUCACCAAGAACGCCAAGCCCCGCUCGGGCAUGCUUCUGCGCUCGGACGACAACACCAAGGCGUCGACGUGGUGGCUUGACGUGCUGUCGCCAACAGACCAGGAGAUGAAGCUGCUCAGCAAGGUCUUAGGCAUCCAUCCGCUGACCACCGAGGACAUCCUCAUGGAGGAGAUCCGCGAAAAGAUUGAGCUCUUCCGCAACUACUAUCUCGUCUGUUUCCACUUGUUCGACCAGGACCCCUACUCGCCAACGUAUCCCAAGCCGCUCAACAUCUACAUCAUUGUCUUCCGCGAAGGCACGCUCUUGUACAGCUACCACCAUUUCCCGCCUGUUUGGAAGAAAGCCCGCCCUCUCCAACUCCUACAUUCGGCGCUGGUGUCGCGACUGUUCUGGAUCCGACAUGUUCAAAGUAUUCCUGCCCCUCAUCCUUGUGCCCAAAAUGGUCCUGGAACCCCAGAGCUGGAAACUAUUCAACAAACUCAAAGUCCAGAUGCCGACUCCCGAGUCCUCCCCAACCUAUUCGUCAAAAUCUUGUCGAGCAAUUCUGUGCUAGAAGUGCCCGCAGGGUCGGAGAUUGAGCUUGAGAAGCUCGCCACACCUUUGCCCAUGUUUUUCCGAUUCUUGGUCGCCUGGUGGCGCAGCAUGAGUUUGAGCGUCUCUCUCAUCUUGGCAGCGCCUGACGCCGCUGAUAGUGCCAUCAAAUAG
Molecule: messenger RNA, 843 nt
Organism: Puccinia triticina
Lineage: Eukaryota; Fungi; Basidiomycota; Pucciniomycetes; Pucciniales; Pucciniaceae
Exons: 7
Coding region: 1-843 (280 amino acids)
Biological process (GO): metal ion transport; intracellular magnesium ion homeostasis; transmembrane transport
Cellular component (GO): plasma membrane
Molecular function (GO): magnesium ion transmembrane transporter activity
Source: RefSeq, a predicted model, not a curated record